AUGUCUGACCUCGAUUCGCCGGCCAACGGGCCAGUCGACGACGGCCAGGAGCAGGAAUUCCUGGAUGAGCUCGCCGAUGCAGACUCUGAUCGCGACUCGGACCUGCUGUCCGAGAUUGACGAGAACCAGUUCGAAGACUACGAUCCCGAGACCGCAAACAUCGAGGAUCGACCCGUGGAGAUUGAUGAGGACAUUGCCCGCACGCUCAAGGCCACCAAACGCAAGCGCGCCGAGGGCGACAAGGCGACCAAGAAGCCCAGAGAGACUCGUCGUGAGAAGCGCCGGGAUCGAGACGAUGAUGCGUCUAUGCACGAUGGCUCCAGCGGCGAGGCGGAGAAGAAGCCACGGAGGAAACGGACGGAGGGCGAGAGGCGACCCCGGGUGAAGCCCACGUCGCCCCAGCCCGAAGAGAACGACGAGAACCUCACGCCGGAACAGCGACAGAAUCGCGAAAUCGACAGGGCUCUCGAUGCCGCCAUGAAGAACCGGGGGUCUGCGCCCAAGCGCCGGAAGAAGGACGAGAUUGAUCUCGAGGACGAGAUUGACGAGCAGUUGGCUGCGCUCAAGGUCCAGAUGGAGCGUGCCUGUCAGGCAGACAACCAGGCUCGCGAAUCUGGCCAGCCCGCCCUGCACAAGCUCAAGCUGCUGCCCGAGGUCGCCGGCCUGCUCAACCGCAACAACGUCCAGCACGCCGUGUUGGAUCCCGACACCAACUUUCUGCAGCACGUCAAGUUCUUCCUGGAGCCGCUCAACGACGGCUCGCUGCCCGCCUACAACAUCCAGCGGGACAUCUUCACGGCCCUGACGCGUCUCAACAUUGAGAAGGAGGCUCUUCUGAGCAGCGGCAUCGGCAAGGUUGUCUUGUUCUACACGAGGAGCAAGAAGCCCGAGCCGAGCAUCAAGCGAAUGGCCGAGAGGUUGCUGGGAGAAUGGAGCCGCCCCAUCCUCAAGCGGACCGACGACUACAAGAAGCGUCAUAUUGAGACUCGCGAGUUCGAUUACGAGGCUGCCAAACUGGCUCAACGCCGCAAGACGGGCUCUCAGUUCACCCUGUCCCAGCGACCCGCCCAGUCUGCCCGUGAUGCAGAGCGCGAGCGGCUGCUUGCUCCUGUCGGUGGUGGCAACAGAGCCCGCAUGGUUAAUCUCCCUGCCAGCUACACCAUCGCCCCCAAGAGCACCUUUGACGGAACCAGGAACCAGGAUCAUCGUCCGCUUGGAGCUGGAGGAAUGGAAGCUUUCCGGAAGAUGACGCAAAAGAGCAAGAAGAGGGGUGGUGCCUAA
Trichoderma citrinoviride is the source of this 1281-nucleotide messenger RNA. RefSeq lists its product as hypothetical. The record is from RefSeq and is a predicted model, not a curated record. Lineage: Eukaryota; Fungi; Ascomycota; Sordariomycetes; Hypocreales; Hypocreaceae. Bases 1 to 1281 code for a protein of 426 amino acids. The transcript is spliced from 3 exons. Gene Ontology annotation, biological process: poly(A)+ mRNA export from nucleus. Gene Ontology annotation, cellular component: nucleus.